Venustampulla echinocandica is the source of this 4650-nucleotide messenger RNA. Its product is annotated as putative multidrug resistance protein. The transcript is spliced from 11 exons. Gene Ontology annotation, cellular component: membrane. Gene Ontology annotation, biological process: transmembrane transport. The record is from RefSeq and is a predicted model, not a curated record. Gene Ontology annotation, molecular function: ATP binding; ATP hydrolysis activity; ABC-type transporter activity. NCBI's taxonomy places the organism in Eukaryota, Fungi, Ascomycota, Leotiomycetes, Helotiales, Pleuroascaceae. Bases 1 to 4650 code for a protein of 1549 amino acids.
AUGGGCAGCUCCUCGCAAAAGCCCCUCUAUUCGACAGGAUCCUUCACAGGCUACCAUCCUGCCUCUCCAUUCCAGAUUGGAUCCGGAUACCUCUCCGCAGAAAGCUCUCGUAGGCAGCCUUUAUGCGCGAACAAAGAGGGAUGGGGCCCACUGGCCCCCCAUCGAUAUGAUUUUACGCCAUGCUUUAUGGACGUCUGGGUAGCAAGUGUAGCUGCAUUUGGUAUACUUGGCGGCGCGAUUGCGGUCUGGUGGUUGACCAGGAGGAAGCAUAAGUUUGUGAUAGCGAAGGAUUGGCACUUCUGGACCAAACAGGCACUUAUUAUCGCGAUUGCUAUAUCUGUAGUUAUCCAGCUCGUCGUCCAGAUCCUCACUUACCGCGAUGUAUGGGCCGGUGACUUUCGAGUGUGGAGUAGCUUCCUUACGAUUGUAUCCUUGGGUGUGAUCUUUACUAUCCAAUGGCUUGAGCAUAGUAGGCUGCGGAAUCCUAAUGGAGUAGUGCUCUUUUACUGGCUCUUGCUCCUCACCGCAUACAGCGUCAAGCUCCGAAGUCUCAUCUCGCAACAAAUAUACCACAAAAGUCUGACAUACUUCAUUGCAUACUGCGUUGGAUUUGGACUGUCAUGGAUGGAGUUUGGUUUGGAAUGGCUAGUGUCAAAGAAGACGAGUACUUACCAUGCUCUUGAGGAUGAUGAUGAAUGCCCUGUUGAAUAUGCAACCGUCUUCUCUAUCCUCACAUUCAGCUGGAUGACACCUAUGAUGAAGCGAGGGUAUAAGAAGUUUUUGACUGAGGAUGAUCUCUGGAAUCUGGCAAAGAGAGACACAACCAAGGCGACAGGAGGGGCUUUCCAGAAAGCGUGGGAGUACGAACUGGACCAUAAGAAAAGCCCGUCCCUCUGGAUGGCUAUCUUCCGGGCGUUUUCUGGCCCAUAUUUCCGCGGUUCUCUCUUCAAAAUCGCCUCGGAUACCUUAGCUUUCAUCCAGCCUCAGUUGCUCAGGCUUCUCAUCAGCUGGGUGGACUCCUACCGCUCUGAAAACCCCCAGCCCGUCAUUAGAGGUGCUGCUAUUGCACUAGGUAUGUUUGCUGUCUCUGUAGGCCAGACUACAGCACUGCAUCAAUACUUCCAGCGGGCCUUUGAGACUGGCAUGCGUAUCAAGACGUCUCUCACUUCAGCAAUCUAUUCCAAAUCUCUCAAACUGUCCAAUGAAGGCAGGGCUGCUAAGUCGACAGGCGAUAUUGUUAAUUACAUGGCGGUGGAUACACAGCGUCUCCAGGACCUGACCCAGUAUGGCCAACAGUUGUGGUCCGCGCCCUACCAGAUUACCCUUUGCAUGAUCAGCUUGUAUCAACUUGUCGGAUUGUCCAUGCUGGCGGGAGUGGGCGCGAUGAUCUUCAUGAUUCCUAUUAAUGGGAUCAUUGCACGAAUGAUGAAGAGGUUACAGAAAGAGCAAAUGAAGAAUAAGGAUUCUCGAACAAGACUUAUUGCCGAGAUCAUCAACAACAUGAAGAGCAUCAAAUUGUACGCUUGGGGUAGUGCAUUUAUGCAGAAGCUCAACUACAUUCGAAAUGAUCGGGAGUUGAAGACACUCCGAAAGAUUGGCGCUGGUCAAGCUGUUGCUAACUUCACCUGGUCCACUACCCCUUUCUUGGUAUCAUGCUCAACCUUUACCGUGUUUGUUCUGACGAAGGAUACGCCGUUGACUACGGAGAUUGUUUUCCCUGCCCUGACCCUGUUCAAUUUGCUCACGUUCCCCUUGGCAAUAUUGCCUAUGGUUAUCACCUCCAUCAUCGAAGCUUCGGUUGCGGUGGGGCGUAUGACCGCAUUCCUUGCCGCGGAGGAACUCCAACCUGAUGCAGUUAUUCUGAAGGGCCCCGUGGAUGAGGAUGGCGAGGAGUCUCUGUCUGUCCGGGAUGGCACCUUUUCUUGGGACCGUCACGCUGGACGAAACGCGCUAGAAGAUAUCAAUUUCACCGCCGCAAAAGGCGAGCUCUCAUGUAUCGUUGGGCGGGUUGGCGCCGGCAAGUCCUCAUUCCUUCAAGCUAUGCUUGGAGACCUAUGGAAGGUGAAGGGGCAAGUUGUGGUUCACGGAUCAACUGCAUACGUUGCCCAGCAGUCUUGGGUUAUGAAUGCUAGCGUCAAAGAGAAUAUCUUGUUUGGUCACAAGUACGAUCCCAUCUUUUAUGACAAAACUGUUAAGGCUUGUGCUUUACUAGAAGACUUCGCUCAAUUACCUGAUGGAGAUGAGACUGAAGUUGGGGAGCGUGGCAUUUCGCUGAGCGGCGGUCAGAAGGCACGAUUAACAUUGGCAAGAGCUGUCUAUGCAAGGGCCGACAUCUACCUGCUUGACGAUUGCUUAUCAGCAGUUGACCAACACGUUGGAAGACAUCUGAUCGAGAAUGUCCUAGGACCAAAUGGGUUACUAAGCGGCAAAACUAGAAUCUUGGCCACCAAUUCUAUCCCUGUUUUGAUGGAGGCGAACUUCAUAUGUUUGCUUCGAGAUGGGAAGGUCAUUGAACGUGGCACGUACGACCAACUCAUGGCGAUGAAAGGUGAAAUAUCAACCCUCAUGAAGACGGUCGGAAGUCAGGACAACUCUGGCGAAUCAGAGGGAGUCGCGAGCGACUCAUCCACGAUGAUCGAUAUAGAAAGUGCAAUUGAUGAUCAUGAAAAGGAAGAAGAACGGGAAGAAGCUCAAGAACACCUAACCCAACUACAACCCAUCCAACCCUCAUCUGAUGCUAGGAAGCGGAAGGCGCGCACUGACAGCCUGAGACGCGCGAGUGCUGCAAGCUUCAAGGGACCUCGAGGCAAGCUUCGCGAUGAAGAGAAUGGGAACGUGAAAUCGAAACAGAAUAAGGAGUUCUCCGAGCAAGGAAAGGUCAAAUGGGAUGUAUACUCUGAAUAUGCUAAAACUAGCAACCUCCUUGCUGUUGCCAUAUACGCGUUGAUGUUACUCGGCGGCCAAACAGCGCAAGUUGGGUCGAAUUUCUGGUUGAAGGAAUGGGCUGAGAUCAACGGCAAGGAAGGUCGAAACCCUAACGUUGGCAAAUACAUCGGGGUCUUCUUUGCUUUCGGCAUCGGUGGCGCACUUCUUGUUUUUAUCCAGACCUUGAUCCUGUGGAUAUUCUGUUCUAUUGAGGCAUCUAGAAAGCUCCAUGAAAGAAUGGCUUUGGCCAUCUUCAGGUCGCCUAUGAGCUUCUUUGAAACUACCCCAGCCGGCCGCAUCCUAAACAGAUUCUCAAGCGAUAUUUACCGUGUCGACGAGGUGCUUGCAAGGACAUUCAACAUGCUAUUCGUUAAUAGCGCCCGCGCAAUUUUCACGUUGGUUGUGAUUUCGGCGUCAACCCCAGCCUUCGUCGCCUUAAUUAUCCCAUUAUCUGGUGUCUAUUACUGGGUUCAACGCUACUAUUUGCGAACGUCUCGAGAGCUGAAGCGACUAGACUCUGUUAGUCGAAGCCCAAUUUAUGCCCAUUUCCAAGAGUCCCUUGGCGGCAUUACCACCAUCCGGGCAUACCGUCAACAGGCUCGUUUUGCCAUGGAGAAUGAAUGGAAGGCAAGUCUUCUGCGUUCCGUUUCGGCGCUACUUGGGUUUGGAAGUAUUUCUGACUCCUGUAAUAGAUGGCUGGCUGUGCGUCUCGAGUUCCUAGGCUCGAUCAUUAUUCUCAGUGCCGCAGGAUUUGCCAUUGUAUCUGUCUCCUCGGGCAGCAAACUUUCUGCUAGUAUGGUUGGACUGGCGAUGUCAUACGCUCUUCAAAUCACCCAGUCUUUGAAUUGGAUUGUUAGGCAGACCGUAGAAGUCGAGACCAACAUUGUAUCCGUGGAACGUGUUCUGGAAUAUGCACGGCUGCCUAGCGAAGCACCCGAGGUUAUUCCUCGGCACCGCCCCGCAGUCAGCUGGCCAGCUGCCGGCUCCGUCCAGUUCAAUAACUAUAGCACCCGAUACCGAGAAGGAUUACCCCUGGUGCUCAAUAACAUCGAUCUCGAUAUCAAACCUCACGAGAAGAUAGGUGUGGUUGGGCGAACUGGAGCUGGGAAAUCCUCACUAACACUUGCCCUAUUCCGCAUCAUUGAGGCAGCUGAAGGUAACAUAAGCAUCGACUCGUUAAAUACAUCAACCAUAGGGCUACUAGAUUUGAGGCGAAGAUUAGCAAUUAUUCCACAAGAUGCGGCUCUGUUUGAAGGCACGGUUAGAGAUAAUCUUGAUCCUGGCCAUGUUCAUGAUGACACUGAGUUAUGGAGCGUACUUGAACAUGCUAGGUUGAAGGACCACGUUGCGAGCAUGAAUGGCGGUCUCGAAGCCAAAAUCCAUGAAGGUGGCUCUAAUCUCUCCCAAGGCCAACGUCAGCUCGUCUCCCUAGCAAGGGCGCUCCUAACACCCUCAAACAUCCUUGUCCUUGACGAAGCCACGGCCGCAGUGGACGUAGAAACCGAUGCUCUCCUCCAAACAACGCUUCGCUCCCCCCUAUUCUCCAACCGCACCAUCAUCACCAUCGCUCAUCGCAUCAAUACCAUUAUGGACUCGGAUCGCAUUGUAGUCCUGGAGCAGGGCAAGGUGAUGGAAUUUGAUACGCCGAAGAAUCUGCUCGAGAUGAAGGAGAAGAGUUUGUUUUGGAAGCUGGCUAAGGAGGCCGGGCUGGACGGUUCUAGAUAG